AGUUGGCUUCGGGACACAAUCGCGAGCGCAAUACCAAAGACGAUAUAUCCUCGGAAUCGCGCGGUGCAACGGGACACGAUCAAUCAACCGUAUAUAAUUGCGCCGAACUUGUAAAAUACAAUGUGAAAUCGGCAUUGAGAUCGGUACAAAUAAUUCGAAACCCCGCCAGCUCGAGGAUCGGUGCACGAUUUGAAAUGUCGCUGGAUCGACGAGCCGAUUUUCUCCACAGUCGUAACGAGUCGAGCUGUGCAUCCACGCGACAACGAGUGCAUCCGAAACAAUUCCAUCUGGCGUCGCUCGUCUGCUCUUAUUAAUAAUAUCGUAUAGACAGGUCGCCGCCGCCGCCGCGCGUAAUAAUAAUAACAGAGGCCAAGGCCGAAUCCUCGAUUAAUAAGUCAGAUAGGCCGGCGGCGCGCCGAGUAGCUACGCUCCGCCGUCUAUAUGCACACGCGGUGUCUGUGUGUGUGCUACCAGUGCUUUCUACUUGCCCUCUUUGUGCUUCUGUGUGCGUACAUUUGUCGUGAUUGCGUGUCUUUUCCCGCGCACACGGACAUGUAAUAAAUAUGUAACGUCGUGUAUCGUUAGACUUUCGGAUCCGUCGAAUGGCUGUACGUCGAUAAGCGCGACCAAGUGCCUGGCAAUGCCGCUCGUCUUUUGGUCUCGUGUCUCGUUUCAUGGACCGAGAAUGUCGUCUGCACGUUGGAUCAACGCUAGCUCCGAGAUAAGAUAAGAGAGAGAGAGAGAGGAAAAUGGAAAAUUUCUCGAGCAGCGAGCAGCAUCUGCUCGACUUGGACGAGGAUCCGAUGAUACCCGUAGCCACUGCGAGCGAAGAGACGGCCGACGACGGUACUCUGCAAGCAACGAUCGCCACGGGCUCGUUCAACGACGGCGCGACGUCCAACAACAGCGACGCGAUCGUCACCGGCUCGAUCGGCUCCGCGGGCCGCUCGGGAUCGUCCUCCUCGUCGGCGGCCUCGACCGCCGAUGCUCAGCAGCAGCAGCAACUCGAGUCCGAGCUGCAAAAGGUCCAGAGCUUCAUCAGGUCGAGUCCGCAUCGCUCGGAGGAGCCUACCCAGCAGCAGCCGCGAAGCCAGCAUCUGCCGCACUUGUUGUUACCCGGAAGUCGGCCGAGCGGGCCGAGAUACAUCGAGCUGAGCGAGCAGGAGGACGGCGGCGCCGGCGGUAGGGAGGAGUCGUCGUCGUCGUCGCCCGAGGGCAGAAGACGCGAAUCGCCGAAGAAUCAGACGACGACGACGACGAGCAACAGCAAGAAGUCGAGGGCCAGCGUUUAUCCGACCAAUCGAGUCUCGACGGUGUCGAGGGAUUGCUUCGGUCCAAAGGUACAAGGCGGCCCCUCGCAGGACAAUUCCCUGUCGGGCUCUCAAGCCACGAUAUUUCCCGGCGGCUGGGACGAGGACGGCGGCCUCGGGGACUACGACAAGACCGCCGGCUCCUCCUCCUCGGACUAUCAUCAUCAUCAUCACCAUGGCCCGGGUGGGCUGCGCCAGACGGCCUCGGCUCUGCUCGGGCCUGCCGCAGCCGCCGCCGCGGCGGACACUGCCAAAGCCGACGACAGCUAUCCCAACGACUUCGAGUGGGACACUCUAUUUUUCCGAGAUGGCCGGCGACGCAUCGACAUGGUGCUCGUCUACCGGGACGAGAGCGAGGGCGUGAUGACCGAGCAGGAGGCGCGCAAUCGCGAGCAGCGCCGCGUUUUCGAGCAGAAUCUCCUCAAAGAGGGCCUGCAGCUGGAGCUCGAGUCCAAGGAGACGUCGUUCGACGGCAAGACGUACUUCCUCAAGCUGCACAUACCCUGGAAGGUCAAGGUGCAGUACGCCGAGGUGAUGAAUCUCAAGCUGCCCUGCAAGCGCUUCAUCACGAUCUCCGUCAAAGCCUGGGACGAGGAGAACGCCAAGAUGAAGAGCAAGCGGGGCUGGAAGCGCGCCUGGACCCGGGGCAUCGAGUGGUUUCGCAGCUUUCACCUGUGGGACACGAGCCGUUACCCGGACGAGCCGAGCUUCUACGCGAGCACGGACACGGGCGAUCGCGAGGAGCGCUUCGUCGUCAAGGAUCGCGACACGGCCUUCACCCCGGCCCAGCGCUCGCUCAUCGUCAUGCAGAUCCUCCUCAGGGCCAGAUACGACGAGGUGCACGAAAAGUCGGGCAUCAGGCGUCUGCUGGCCGACGGCACCUACGUCGACUGCUAUCCGCUGCACGAGGGCGCCUACAACAAGCCGUCGAGCAGCGGCCAGGUGCUGGACCGCUACCUGCUCUACCUGAUCUGGGCCCGGCCGGCCCAGUGGUACAAGAAGCAGCCCCUCUGGCUGGUCAAGCGCUACUUCGGCGAGAAGGUCGGCCUGUACUUCGCCUGGCUGGGCUUCUACACGCGCGCCCUGUAUCCGCCGGCGAUCGUCGGCCUGCUCUGCUUCUUCUACGGUCUGGGCAGCAUGGACGGCGCGGACAACGUGCCGAGCAAGGAGAUCUGCGACACGAGGCUCGCGGGCAACAUCACCAUCUGUCCGCUCUGCGACAAGGCCUGUCCCUACACGAAGCUGGGAGACUCGUGUCUGUUCGCGAGAUUGACUUAUCUCUUCGAUAAUCCGUCCACGGUGUUUUUCGCCAUUUUCAUGUCUUUUUGGGCCACGACAUUCCUCGAGAUGUGGAAGCGUCGCCAGCAAGUCCUCGCCUGGGAGUGGGACAUGACCAAGGGCGAGGUGGACGAGGAGCCCAGGCCCGAGUUCGAGGCCUCGGUCAAGACGUUCCGCAUCAAUCCGGUGACGCGCGAGCGCGAGCCCUACCUGCCCGUCUGGUCGCGGACAAUGCGCUACAUCGCCACCGGCUCGAUCGUCCUGUUCAUGAUAUGCGUGGUGCUCGGCGCCGUCCUCGGCACCAUCAUCUACAGGAUCUCGCUGGUGGCGGUGUUCCACGGGGGCGGCUACUUUCUCAAGCGCCACGCCAAGAUCUUCACCUCGCUCACCGCGGCCUUCAUCAAUCUCAUCAUCAUCAUGAUACUGACGCGCAUCUAUCAGAAGCUGGCCAGGUGGAUGGUUAAUCUGGAGAAUCCGAGGACGCAGACCGAGUACGAGUCGAGCUUCACCUUCAAGAUCUUCUUCUUCGAGUUCGUCAACUUUUACUCGUCCCUCAUCUACAUAGCCUUCUUCAAGGGCCGCUUCUACGUGCACCCGGGCGAUCGCGACUCGCGCGCCUCCGAGUUCUAUCGCAUCAGGACGGACGUGUGCGACGCCUCGGGCUGCCUCUCCGAGGUCUGCAUACAGCUGGCCAUCAUCAUGAUCGGCAAGCAGGUCUUCAACAAUUUCGUGGAGAUACUGUCGCCGAAGAUGUGGAACUGGUGGCGGAAGAGAAGCCACAAGGCGGCCACGAGGGAUCAGUCGAGGCCUUACACCAGCUGGGAGACUGAUUAUCAGCUGCAGGAUCCAGGCAGGUUGGCGCUGUUCGACGAGUAUCUCGAGAUGAUAAUCCAAUACGGCUUCGUCACCCUGUUCGUCGCGGCCUUCCCUCUGGCUCCGCUCUUCGCUCUGCUGAACAACAUCGCCGAGAUUCGUCUGGACGCCUACAAGAUGACCAGGGAGGCUCGUCGGCCGCUGGCCGAGCGGGUGGAGGACAUCGGCGCCUGGUACGGCAUCCUCAAGGGCAUCACGUACGCCGCGGUGGUCUCGAACGCCUUCGUGAUCGCCUACACGUCGGACUUCAUCCCGCGCACCGUCUACUCGUACGUCUACUCGCCGAGCGAGGAUCUCGUGGGCUACAUCGACAGCUCGCUGUCCGAGUUCAACACGUCGCACUACACGUCGGACAUGCGCAACGAGGAGGACAUGCUGCGCCAGCCGCCCACCUGUCAGUAUCGUGGCUACCGCAACGGUCCCGAUCAUCCGAACGAUCCCUACGGGCUGAGCCCGCAGUACUGGCACGUGUUCGCCGCCCGGCUGGCCUUCGUCGUCGUGUUCGAGCACGUCGUGUUCGCCCUCACGGGCUGCAUGAGCUACAUCAUCCCGGCGACUCCGCGCUCCCUGGCCACUCAGCUGUCGCGCGAGCGUCUACUGGCCCAGGAGGCCAAGUACGAGAAGGGAGUCAAGGGCCGCGAGCACGAGAACGAGGUCAUGUCCGUGCUGAGGGAGGUCAGUCUCAACGGGGGUGGCGCUGGUGGAGGCGCCGGAGGCGGAGGCGUCGGAGGCGGCGGCGGCACCGGGAGUCGCGGCAGCUGGAUGCGGCGCUUCAGCAAACUCAGCGACGGACUGGACGCGCACAUAGACGUGCCGGCGCUGCCGCAGCAGGUCACGCUGCCGCGACACGGCUCGCAGCACAGCAACAAGCCGGCGAGCGACGGCGCCACCGUCUGGGAGGUGCACUGAGACGUCGUGCGGGGCUCGAGGCUGCUCUGGGCAGCGAGAAUAAUCGAGGCCGACCUAGAGGACUCCGCGUCGCGUCGUCGCAGGGCCAAGUGCUACGAGAUGCAGUGAUUUUUAACACGUGGUUUUGAAAAAAAAAAAAAAAUAUGACAAUAAUCGAACUCUCGAUAAAGUGACUUGCAUUUCGUUUUUAUUUCAAAUCGUAACGUGUCUUUUAUAUGCACACGCAAUCGAUCGAUAAAUUAUCAUAAUAUACUACUAGGGAUAGGUACGUGACAUUAUUUUUGAUGCCUGUAUAGAGCGAUGCGCGAUCAUGUGAUGGCUAUAGUUUUUAUUCGAUCGACAUAACGUAGCCGUACGAGAUUAUUACGAUAUUUAGGUGGUAGCAUAGAUAGUGUCGUUAUUUGGAGUAUAGCGGAAAUACCGAUCGCGGCGAGCAUAAUAUAUAUUUCACCCACCCAAGCAACGCACCUUAGAACAAUUGUUUAGAGCAAAUAUUUAGACAAUCACCAAAGAUUCAGUUUGAUGUUAUUCGAUGUAAAUAAUAGCUAUACGUAGAAAUCAUCAUCGAUCUUAAAUCGAUAAAUUGAUUAUAUUUUUAAUGUAUAGUUGAACGAUUCACUACGAGGAACUUAGUAGAGAAACGCUUUUAGUAAUUGCUUACACAAUAUAAUCUUUAUUAUUAUUUUUUUUUAGUAUUAUUUUUAGCCGUCGACAAAAUAAUAUUUACAACAAUUUACAUCGUACUUGAGUUAUAGUACUGAACUCUGUUGGUCUCACUCAAUCUCUCUAUCUCUCAUUUUCUUUCUCUCUCUCUCUCUCUCUCUCUCUCUCUUUCUUUCUCUCUCAUGUAUAAAUUUGUUUUUUUCUUUUGCUAAUAAACGAAAGGGCACUUGAAAACGUAAAAAUUGGAAUUCGUAUAUUUAGAUCGUUGAAAUAAUAACAUAUACUUUCGUGUAGAUUUAAAACAAAUUUUUGAAUAAAAAUCGAGUUUCUUGGAAGAAAUUUGUGAUAAAUGACCAAAAGCAACACCAAAUGACUAAACAAAAAUGUUUUUAUUAGGCUAGUCAAUAUUAUUAUUGAUAAAAGAAAAAAAUUAAUCAAUUUAAUCUUAAGAGUUGUCAGAGAAUCAUUAUGAAAUCAAUGUUGCUCUGUUAUUAAAAACACAAUAUUAAAAAUGUACAGUAGUAAUAUGUUAAGUUUUGAUUUUAAAUAAAUGAAUAUAAAAAAAUAAAAAAUAAA
Molecule: messenger RNA, 5609 nt
Organism: Trichogramma pretiosum
Lineage: Eukaryota; Metazoa; Arthropoda; Insecta; Hymenoptera; Trichogrammatidae
Product: anoctamin-4
Exons: 5
Coding region: 750-4370 (1206 amino acids)
Biological process (GO): chloride transmembrane transport
Cellular component (GO): plasma membrane
Molecular function (GO): chloride channel activity; protein dimerization activity
Source: RefSeq, a predicted model, not a curated record